Molecule: messenger RNA, 1177 nt
Organism: Sander lucioperca (pikeperch)
Lineage: Eukaryota; Metazoa; Chordata; Actinopteri; Perciformes; Percidae
Product: L-selectin-like
Exons: 3
Coding region: 10-618 (202 amino acids)
Source: RefSeq, a predicted model, not a curated record
UUGUAUGUUAUGCUGCCUCUACACUUCUCUGUGCUCCACUUUUCAGGAUCAGAUGUGACUUUUGUCUUCAUCAACACCUCAAUGACAUGGACUGAAGCCCAGAGCUACUGCAGAGCUCACUACACAGACCUGGUCAGUGUGAGAAACAUGGCAGAGAACCAGAAGGUACAGGAGGUGGCUGGAGGAAAGUGGACCUGGGCCUGGAUCGGCCUUUUCAGAGACACCUGGAAGUGGUCAGAUGGAAGUACCUCCUCAUUCAGCUUCUGGAAGAACGGGCAACCUGAUAACAAGAAAGAGACUUGUGUGGCUGCAGACUUCAGCCAAUCAGGAACCUGGGAGGACUGGUCCUGUGACAUGGAGAGAGCGUUCAUUUGCUACGGUCCAGUGGUUCCUGUUUCAAAGAAAGUGAUGAAAGUGAAGUUUGAGAACAAGAAGAAUCUGGAUCUGAAUAACCCUGCUGUGAUGGAGGCCAUGUUGAAGCAGCUGAAACAGAAGCUGAGGCCCCAGGGGCUGGACGACAACAUCAAACUGAGCUGGAGGAAGCAGGCCGAUGGAAAAGUCUUCCACAAGGAAGACAAGAAGACAAACAAGAGGAGGAGGAAGAGGGAUGAGCUGUAAUGUUGAGCUGCUGCGUCUGUUUGCAUCAGAGAAAAGUCUGUUUCUUUCCUCAAAGAUGUGACGGAGCAGAAUAGAGCUGCACCAAUCAGCUGAUUCAUCCAUUAUUCUCUUUAGUGACACUAACUUAUAUGUAAUGAAUAGUUUAGUUUUCAUUUAUUAUUGUUGUAGUGAUUCUUACAUUCUUUAUUUUAGGCUACAUAACAUUUUAGUCAACUAAAAUCUGCAUCCCAGCCUCCAUACGUCUCCAGUCUUAUUCUGUAAAUGUUGCCGAACAUCAACAGAGAUCUUGAGUUUCCGUAGACUAGCUAUGGAUUACAAAUACUAAACAGAAAAAGAUCAUUCUCCGGGUUCAGAAAGUAAACGUACGUUAAGAAAUGUAUCCAACGGUCCAAAGACCAACAUCAGCAUAUUAUUAUCAGUAGGAGCUCGGUGGCAGUAGCUCAGUCCUUAGGGAACCGGAGGGUCGCCGGUUCAAGUCCCCAUACGGAUCAAAGUACAGAGUGUGGAUUGGUAGCUGGACAGAUGCCAGUUUACCUUCUGGCCACUGCCAAGGUGCUCU